UAACGCGAUUGGUUCUACUCAAGAAACAAAUUCAAGAGUAUUAUCAAUCUGAAGUGAGCCACUUGUAAUCGCGAGUAGCUUCCAAGCUUAUUAAACAAAUUAAAUUGUAAAUAUUCUUUGUCCUACAUGUAAUUAUUAAAUUUGGGAAAUUCGAAGAUAAAACGACAUGUAUAACGUUUAUGUACGACAUAAAACGAUAAAACACGAUAGCCUUUUUUCUACGGCGUUGGCAGGAUAAUGAAAUUCGUAAUGGGCGAAUCUAUAGUAACAACAGUGUUCGUGAUUCAUGUGCAUGGAGCAUAUCGUUGUGACUGAUAUAUUGUGUACCCUAUAUCGGACCAUAGGAUGAAAACUCAAGUUUUCACAAUCUAAAUUCACUAUGCCUCGAGAGACGCUGAGAACGUACCAACAAUCACGUUAACGUGGUAAAAAAAAAACCAGCGAAAAUUCGUGUGUAUUAUUGAGAUCUGACAGAUUCAUCGUCUUCGUGACAGGAGUGCGUGAAUUCUUUUUCCUUUUCUUUCUUUUCCUUCCGUUUCACCUUUGUUCAACCUCCUUAUCUACAUUUUCCUCUCUCUCGUCUUCGCCUUCUUUCCUUUUUUCCACUCUUUAACCCUUAAGUAUUUUAUCCCCUAUUUUCACCUGCCGGGUGAAAAAAAAGAGAGCAUUCUUUACUCUUCUCCAUCCCCCUCUCUCUUUUCUGUCUUUCUCUGAAUCUCUCGUUUUUCUCAACCCCCUCUUCCACGACACAUCGCGUAUAUUUUUCUUUUCUUUUACUUAAAUGUCCACGAUAACAACACAAUUUUCGGCUCUCCUACACAACGUGAACGUGGAUGAGUGAUCGUAUUUUCGUACGAUAGCCGAUCGUCGGCUAUUCCUACCUUGUACAAGAAGUGAAUGCUCUCUACGUUUAACUGGUGUCAAUGUACACACGGUGUAACGUUAUCGUAGCAUCAGGAAGAGAGCAUUUCUAAAAAGAAUCCUCGUCCAGCUAGAAAUUCGACAUGAUGAAGAGCAGUGCUAUGCUUAAGAAAGAAAGCAAAAUGCGCAUACGUGCUUUCCCGACAACUAUGGAUGAAAAGUAUGUAGAAAGUAUUUGGGCUCUACUGAAAAAUGCUAUUCAAGAAAUUCAGAAGAAAAAUAAUUCAGGGCUUAGUUUUGAAGAACUUUAUCGAAAUGCUUAUACUAUGGUUCUUCACAAAUAUGGGGAACGUUUGUAUACAGGUUUAAAGGAAGUUGUAACACAUCAUCUAGAGAAUAAAGUUAGAGAAGAUGUAUUAAGAUCUCUUCACAAUAAUUUUCUUCAAACAUUAAAUCAAGCUUGGAAUGAUCACCAGACAUCUAUGGUGAUGAUCAGAGAUAUUUUAAUGUAUAUGGACAGAGUAUAUGUGCAACAACAUGAUGUGGACAAUGUGUACAAUUUGGGACUUAUCAUAUUUAGAGAUCAGGUGGUCAGAUAUGGAUGUGUUAGAGAUCAUUUACGAGAAACUUUACUAGGUAUGGUAGCAAGAGAAAGAAGGGGAGAAGUUGUAGAUCGUAUUGCAAUAAAAAAUGCCUGUCAAAUGUUAAUGUUACUUGGCAUUAACAGUCGUCAAGUUUAUGAAGAAGAUUUUGAAAGGCCUUUUUUACAACAAAGUGCUGAAUUUUAUAGAAUGGAAUCUCAAAAAUUUUUGGCAGAAAAUAGCGCAUCAGUAUAUAUUAAAAAGGUUGAAGCUAGAAUUUGUGAAGAAUCAGAAAGAGCAAAACAUUAUUUAGAUGAAUCUACUGAACCGCGAAUAGUCGAAGUUGUAGAAGAAGAACUAAUUAAAAUUCAUAUGAAAACUAUUGUUGAGAUGGAAAAUAGUGGUGUAGUACACAUGCUCAAAAAUCAGAAAACCGAAGAUCUCGGUUGCAUGUACAAAUUAUUUUCAAGAGUUUUGGAUGGUUUGCGUACAGUGUGCGAUUGUGUCUCUCAAUUUCUUAAAGAACAAGGGCGUGCCAUGGUUCAAGAAGAACAUGAAUCGACAACGAAUGCCGUUCUUUUCAUUCAGAAUUUGCUGGAUUUAAAAGACCGUUUUGAUCAUUUUCUUCAUUAUUCGUUUAACAAUGAUAAGAACUAUAAACAAAUGAUAGCGUCUGACUUUGAAUAUUUUCUUAAUUUAAAUACAAAGAGUCCAGAAUAUCUUUCACUUUUCAUUGAUGACAAGCUGAAAAAAGGUGUUAAAGGGAUGACAGAACAGGAAAUUGAAGGUAUCUUGGAUAAAACUAUGGUUUUAUUUAGAUUUCUUCAGGAAAAAGAUGUAUUUGAGCGAUAUUAUAAACAGCAUUUAGCUAAACGCCUUCUCUUAAAUAAAUCUGUGUCUGACGACAGCGAAAAAAACAUGAUAUCCAAACUUAAGACUGAAUGUGGGUGUCAAUUCACAUCAAAAUUGGAAGGAAUGUUUAAAGAUAUAACAGUCAGUAACACUAUUAUGGAUGAAUUUAAAGAUCACGUCCUUACAUCUAAUACAAAUUUACAUGGAGUGGAUAUAAGUGUAAGAGUUUUAACAACAGGCUUUUGGCCGACACAAUCCGCCACUCCAAAGUGUAGCAUGCCAGCUGCCCCAAGAGAUGCUUUUGAUGCUUUCCGACGUUUUUAUCUUGCUAAACACAGUGGUCGACAGUUGACGUUGCAACCACAACUAGGUUCUGCGGACUUGAAUGCUGUAUUUCACGGACCACGAAGGGAAGAAAGUAGUUGCGGUGGUUUAGAUACACCAUCAUCUUCAAGUUCUAUUGGUAAUGGAAGUGGUAGUUUGUAUGGUAGUGGAAUAUCCACUAAUGGUAGUAUUUUAAGCCAACGUAGUAGCAGUUGUGGAAACACGAGGAAACACAUAAUCCAAGUAUCAACUUAUCAAAUGUGUGUCUUAAUGCUCUUCAACAAAAGAGAAAAAUUGACAUAUGAGGAAAUUCAAGGUGAAACCGAUAUUCCAGAGAGAGACUUGGUUAGAGCAUUACAAUCUCUCGCGAUGGGUAAAGCUACGCAAAGAGUGUUAUUAAAACAUCCUCGUACAAAGGAAAUAGAACCAUCGCACUAUUUUUGUGUCAAUGACAGUUUUACCAGUAAAUUACACAGAGUGAAGAUUCAAACAGUAGCUGCCAAAGGCGAAUCAGAACCUGAAAGAAGAGAAACUCGUAACAAAGUAGAUGAAGAUAGAAAGCACGAGAUAGAAGCAGCUAUCGUUCGUAUUAUGAAAGACAGGAAGCGUAUGCCUCAUAAUAUACUUGUAACAGAAGUAACAGAACAAUUAAGAGGUCGAUUUUUGCCGUCGCCUGUAAUAAUUAAAAAACGUAUUGAAGGUUUAAUCGAACGUGAAUAUUUGGCACGCACGCCAGAAGAUAGAAAGGUGUAUACAUACGUUGCUUAAUGUUCGAAUUUAAAUGUUGGAUCUGUACAAACAUUAUGCCAAAAGUGGAAUCUACGAAUUUGUAACAGAUGCGGAGUUUACUAAUGGAAUUAAAAAAUGAGUGAGCGCACGAGCUUAUAUAAAAGACGAAGAAGUUAAUAAAGGAAUGAAAAAAAAGAUUAUGAUUAAAAACUGUAUUACCAUGAGCUCGUGUGUGGGCAAAUGAAAAACAUGUGAAAUGCAUCAUAUUUUUAUUUUCAUUUAUAUCUUUAUUUAUUAAUAUAGAGUUUUAAUAUUUAAACAAAAGGUUUUACCUUUUCUUACGCAAACUGAAUAAAAAAUAAAACCCUGUAAAAGCAUUCCUUAGUUUUAACACAUUUUAAAUACAAGAAUAUCAUAUUAA
Molecule: messenger RNA, 3768 nt
Organism: Bombus impatiens (common eastern bumble bee)
Lineage: Eukaryota; Metazoa; Arthropoda; Insecta; Hymenoptera; Apidae
Gene: Cul3
Product: cullin-3
Exons: 14
Coding region: 1005-3386 (793 amino acids)
Biological process (GO): protein ubiquitination; ubiquitin-dependent protein catabolic process
Cellular component (GO): Cul3-RING ubiquitin ligase complex
Molecular function (GO): ubiquitin protein ligase binding
Source: RefSeq, a predicted model, not a curated record